Ahaetulla prasina is the source of this 2884-nucleotide messenger RNA. Its product is annotated as flavin-containing monooxygenase 5-like. The coding region runs from base 1276 to 1869 and encodes 197 amino acids. Lineage: Eukaryota; Metazoa; Chordata; Lepidosauria; Squamata; Colubridae. The record is from RefSeq and is a predicted model, not a curated record. The transcript is spliced from 5 exons. Gene Ontology annotation, molecular function: N,N-dimethylaniline monooxygenase activity; flavin adenine dinucleotide binding; NADP binding.
UUCCACUUACUGCUAAUUCAAUUCUUGUAUGAUAAAUCAGUAGUAUGAUAUGACAACUAACAACUUUAAUGAAUGGAUUGAGUUUAUAGCCAUGCAUUCAUAGUAUUAUUAUAAAACAGAAAAAUUAGAAAAACUCCUCAUGAUUCCCAGUGUCAAACUCUACACUCACUAUUCUCUAUAAUGGGAUUUGAAUGUAGAAGUCAGCUAUCAAUAGACUCAACUAUGACCAGAGAGAAAACAGGUAGAUCAUAUGUGCAUGCAAUAUAUAAUUCAAGGAAGUUGCCUAUAGUGUGGUCAAAAUCUGUCUCUGUCAGCCUCCGCUUAUUACUUUCAGUGUUGAGUUACUUAGUGUUUAACUGUUUUAUUACUUUGUUAAGUGUUUAUUGCCUACUUCAAUGUUUUAUUGCUACUUUGUUGUCAUGCAUGAUUAAUGAGGUUGUGGCUCUUUAAGAGCACUUCGGCUGUCAUUUGAAAAGAGGAGGGAGGAGGAAUUCAAACAGUCAGACGCGCGCUGGCAUCAACAAACUUUGCAUAUCAGACAGAAGAAUAACAUCGGAAGAACACCACGUGGCCCAUGAGGAGAAAGGUAUUGGACUAGACGUGUUUGACCUUUGGAGGGAGGAGGGAUGAAUGAGGGGAUAUGCAUCUGUAAGCCACACCUAUUCUCAGAUCUUGCUUUUCUUUUGCUGCCAUCAUAACAUAACAUAACAUAACAACAGAGUUGGAAGGGACCUUGGAGGCCUUCUAGUCCAACCCCCUGCCCAGGCAGGAAACCCUACACCAUCUCAGUCAGAUGAUUAUCCAACAUUUUCUUAAAAAUUUCCAGUGUUGGAGCAUUCACAACUUCUGUAGGCAAGUCGUUCCACUUAUUAAUUGUUCUAACUGUCAGGAAAUUUCUCCUUAGUUCUAAGUUGCUUCUUUCUUUGAUCAGUUUCCACCCAUUGCUUCUUGUUCUACCCUCAGGUGCUUUGGAGAACAGCCCGACUCCCUCUUCUUUGUGGCAACCCCUGAGAUAUUGGAACACAGCUAUCAUGUCUCCCCUAGUCCUUCUUUUUAUUAAACUAGACAUACCCAGUUCCUGCAACCGUUCUUCAUAUGUUUGUUGCUCUUCUCUGCACUCUUCCCUGCACUCUUCCCUGCACUCUUUCUAGAGUCUCAACAUCUUUUUUACAUCGUGGCGACCAAAACUGGAUGCAAUAUUCCAAGUGUGGCCUUACCAAGGCAUUAUAAAGUGGUACUAACACUUCACGUGAUCUUGAUUCUAUCCCUCUGUUUAUGCAGCCCAGAACUGUGUUGGCUUUUUUAGCAGCUGCUGCACACUGCUGGCUCAUAUCUAAAUGGUUAUCCACUAGGACUCCAAGAUUCCUCUCACAGAUGGAAAAGAAAAGAGUGGCAAUUAUUGGAGCUGGUUCCAGUGGACUCUGUAACAUCAAAUGCUGCUUGGAAGAAGGUCUGGAGUCUGUAUGCUUUGAAAGUAGUGAUGAUAUUGGGGGACUCUGGAGGUUCAAGGAGAAUCUUGAGGAGGACAGGGCUAAUAUUUACAAAUCUGUAAUCAUCAACACCUCCAAAGAGAUGAUGCGCUUCAGUGACUUUCCCAUCCUAGAUGAUUUUCCCAACUACAUGCACAACUCAAAGAUAAUGGACUAUUUCCGGAUGUAUGCCAAACACUUUGACCUUCUGAAAUAUAUUCAUUUCAAGACUAAAGUCUCCAGUGUAACAAAAUGCUCAGACUUCUCUACCAGCGGCCAAUGGGAUGUUACCAUAGAGUCAGAUGGGAAGCAGGAAUCAUCAGUUUUUGAUGCAGUUUUGGUCUGCACUGGCCAUCACACCAGUGCAUAUCUGCCCCUGGACUCCUUCCCAGGUAUGUGAAAAGUCAACGCCACACCAUCCAAGUGGACUACAUAGAAUAUAUGGAUGAACUGGCUUCUCUGAUUGGGGUCAAGCCCAACAUAUGGUCCUGGUUUAUCAAAAAUCCUAAGCUGGCCCAGGAACUUUUCUUUGGGCCGUGUACUCCAUAUCAAUAUCAUUUGCAAGGACCAGGAAAAUGGGAGGGAGCCAGGAAAGCUAUCCUGACCCAGCAUGAACGGAUCUUGAAACCCUUGAGAACCAGGCCAGUUACCCAAUCAGACAACAAUGCCUCAGUGUCCCUUUGGUUUAAGUUGGUUGGCCUUCUUGUUCUGUUCGCUGCAAUUUGGGCUUAUUUUUAAGUCCACAAAAGUUCUAUCCUCCUAGUGCCAAUCACAACCUACAUAGAUAUUGGCAUUAUAAUUUCAUAUUUGUACCUUUAAUAUCAUACUUAUUAAGUCUGCACAUAUAUUCCCAUUAUCCUUCUAUUCACAUGAGCCAGUUUUGCUAGAUGGGAAUGCAUUUUCUUUAAACAGAAAGCAGAAUAAUCUCCAAAUAUAAUCUAUAGAAAAUAUAUUGCUUGGAGCUUCUCUGGGAAUUUAAUGUCGUCCUGCAAUGCAAUAAUUGUAAACAGAUAGAUGCUAUAACUCUGAUUAUUGGUUGAAUGGAAAAAACCACUGAGCAAGGACUAUUUAUAUGAAAAAAUAAUUUUUAAUACAAUGUAUCUUUUUGCUUUCUUGCCAAGAUGCUAGUAGAUUUCACAUUUACCCUGGUGGAGGUGGGAGUCACAUUUCAGAUGACAGAAAAGCUACUAUCAGAUGCCAGUUCAAUACUUUGUUACUAUACUUUGAGAGGCUCUUUUGGUGCCAAUCUGCUAUAAACUCUAGGAACCUGAUGGAAGGGGGACAUAUUUCAGGGGAAUGAAAAUUCACUCCAAGCACUGUCAAUGGCUUGGGAAUGGAGCACAGCUGUAUUCCUCAGCAGACUGUUCUUUUGAAAUUGAUUGGGCCUGAGGGGACCAACUAUGGGUGGAACAUUA